ACUGAAAUUGUUACUUUACAGAAUUGCUAGACGUCCAGCUGUUGGGGGCAGAGGCAGAAUGUUCACUCCAGAGCAAGAGACCCAUAUAGUGAACAUGGUGAUUGCCAAUAAUGCAAUAAGACUGCGCGAAAUACAGCAGCGCAUAAUUGAUAACGACACCAUCUUUCAAAAUAUAAACAGUGCAAGCAUUUCUGCACUAAGUCGUGUACUUGCGUGCCACAGAAUAAGAAUGAAGCAAAUUUACAGAGUUCCUUUCGAGAGAAACACAGAACGUGUAAAGCAACUGCGAUAUGACUAUGUGCAGAGAGUGAUGGAACUAGAAGCAGAUGCAAUGGGACAUGAGCUACUUUUUGUGGAUGAGGCCGGUUUUAACCUCAGUAAAACCAGGAGACGUGGCAGGAACAUUAUUGGACACCGUGCCAUCAUCAAUGUCCCAGGACAACAUGGUGGUAACAUAACCAUGUGUGCAGCUAUAAGCCAAAAUGGUGUUGUUCACCAUCAUGCAACCAUAGGCCCAUACAACACUGCACACAUUAUUGCAUUCCUGGACACCUUGCAUGACAUGCUCACUGUUCAGAGACCAGAGCAGACCCGAUAUGUCAUCAUAUGGGACAAUGUUAGUUUCCAUAGGGCUGCUUUGGUCCGCAACUGGUUUACAGACCACCCAUCCUUCAUGGCACUCAACCACCCUCCAUACUCUCCAUUCUUAAAUCCCAUCAAGGAGUUCUUCUCUGCCUGGCGCUGGAAAGUGUACGACCGUCAUCCUCAUCAACAGGUAGCCCUUUUACAGGCAAUGGAGGAGGCAUGUGGAGAUAUUGACCAGGCAUCAUGUCAGGCCUGGAUACGGCAUUCAAGGAGAUAUUUUCCCCGGUGCCUUGGACUGGAGGAUAUCGCAUGCGACGAAAGACGCAGAAAGACGACAUGAUGUAGGCUGAUUGUC
Molecule: messenger RNA, 940 nt
Organism: Oreochromis niloticus (Nile tilapia)
Lineage: Eukaryota; Metazoa; Chordata; Actinopteri; Cichliformes; Cichlidae
Exons: 2
Coding region: 59-925 (288 amino acids)
Molecular function (GO): nucleic acid binding
Source: RefSeq, a predicted model, not a curated record